Molecule: messenger RNA, 2769 nt
Organism: Mandrillus leucophaeus (drill)
Lineage: Eukaryota; Metazoa; Chordata; Mammalia; Primates; Cercopithecidae
Product: deleted in malignant brain tumors 1 protein-like
Cellular component (GO): membrane
Source: RefSeq, a predicted model, not a curated record
CCCUAGAGGACACACCUCCUUUUAGCUAGGUACCUAUAAAUGUCAAGGAUUUUCUAUUCAAUUAAGAACCCAGCAAAAUGGGGAUCUCCACGGUCAUCCUUGAAAUAUGUCUAUUAUGGGGACAAGUUCUAUCUACAGAUUUGACCCUGAGGCUGGUGAAUGGAGGUGACCGGUGUAAGGGCUGGGUGGAGGUCAGGUACCAUGGUUCCUGGGGCACCAUGUGUGAUGACUUCUGGGACAUCAAUGAUGCCAACGUGGUCUGCAGGCAGCUCGGCUGGUCAGCCCCAGGAAGUGGCUGGUUUGGCCAAGGCUCAGGGCCGAUUGUCCUGGAUGACAUACGCUGCUCAGAAUAUGAGUCUUACCUGUGGAGCUGCCCCCACAAUGGCUGGCUCUCCCAUAAUUGUGGCCACAAUGAAGAUGCUGGUGUCAUCUGCUCAGUUGGGCCUCCAAGAGAUAAUGCAAAUGUCAUCAUUGGAGUAGCCUACUUGGUAGAUAUGGGCUGGCUUGAUGAUACCUUGCCUAUUUUUAUGUUCAAGUUCUUCAUCAGCAGGACCUGUGCCUCUUUUCCUCACACCAUCAAUGCAGGUUACCCCAGUCUGCCUCUGAGACUGGUGAAUGGAGGUGACCUGUGUCAGGGCCGGGUGGAGGUCCUGUACCAAGGCUACUGGGGCACUGUGUGUGAUGACAGCUGGGAUGCCCAGUAUGCCAAUGUUGUCUGCAGGCAGCUCGGCUGUGGCUAUUCCGUGUCAGCCCUGGACGGGGCCCACUUUGGUCAGGGCUUGGGAAACAUUCUCUUGGGUGACGUGCAUUGCUCGGGAAGGGAACCCUACCUGUCAAGCUGUCCCUACAGCGGAUGGCAUAACCACGAAUGUGGCCACAGAGAAGAUGCCGGUGUCAUGUGCUCUGGUUCUCUCAUUACCUCAGAGGAGUCCCUGGAGGUAACAUCAGUAGAAGGUACUGUGAUUCCCUCGGAGGCGCUCCUGGAGUCAACUACAGCAGAAGCUACUGUGUUUCCCUCGGAGGCGCUCCUAGAGUCAACUGCAGCAGAAGGAUCUGAUUAUGAUUUGGCCCUGAGACUGGUGAAUGGAGAUGGCAGGUGUCAGGGUCGGGUGGAGGUCCUGUAUCAAGGCUCCUGGGGCAUAGUGUGUGAUGAUAGCUGGGACACCAAUGAUGCCAACGUGGUCUGCAGGCAGCUGGGUUGUGGCUGGGCCAUGUCAGCUCCAGGAAAUGCCCGGUUUGGCCAGGGCUCAGGACCCAUUGUCCUGGAUGACGUGCGCUGCUCAGGGUACGAGUCCUACCUGUGGAACUGCCCCCACAAUGGCUGGCUCUCCCAUAACUGUGGCCAUAGUGAAGAUGCUGGUGUUAUCUGCUCAGGAUCUGAAUCCAGUUUGGCCCUGAGGCUGGUGAAUGGAGGUAACAGGUGUCAGGGCCGAGUGGAGGUCCUAUACCGAGGCUCCUGGGGCACCGUGUGUGAUGAACGCGUUGCUGACCACUACCUUACCUGCAUCGACAGUAGUAUCAGGAAAGAUCCUCAUCCACAUGCUGAGGACAAGUCCUGGAGGACUCCCUACAUCCUAAUGGGACCUCGUUCCUGGCCCUCCGGCCAUGCACUGCAGACCUGCAAGGGUUUAAUUCUAGCCUUUGUCUUUGUUGCAAUUUACAGACACGUUGUCGACCAGCACCUUACCUGCAUUGACAAAGUCAGAGAGGACCACGUGGGUGCCACCAAAGUCUUCAACAUGGGGACAGCAUGGGCCUGGCCUCUGGAGCUGUGGAGCUCCAUCCUGUGUGUGCUCAGAAGUUUGGCCCUGAGGCUGGUGAAUGGAGGUAACAGGUGUCAGGGCCGAGUGGAGGUCCUAUACCGAGGCUCCUGGGGCACCGUGUGUGAUGACUCCUGGGACACCAGUGACGCCAAUGUGGUCUGCAGGCAACUGGGCUGUGGCUGGGCCACGUCAGCCCCAGGAAAUGCCCGGUUUGGCCAGGGCUCAGGACCCAUUGUCCUGGAUGACGUGCGCUGCUCAGGACAUGAGUCCUACCUGUGGAGCUGCCCCCACAAUGGCUGGCUCUCCCACAACUGUCAGCACAGUGAAGACGCUGGUGUCAUCUGCUCAGACGCGUUGCCAACCACCACCUUAUCGGCAUCGACAGUAGGACCUGAAUCCAGUUUGGCCCUGAGGCUGGUGAAUGGAGGUGACAGGUGUCAGGGCCGAGUGGAGGUCCUAUACCGAGGCUCCUGGGGCACCGUGUGUGAUGACUCCUGGGACACCAGUGACGCCAAUGUGGUCUGCAGGCAGCUGGGCUGUGGCUGGGCCACAUCAGCCCCAGGAAAUGCCCGGUUUGGCCAGGGCUCAGGACCCAUUGUCCUGGAUGAUGUGCGCUGCUCAGGACAGGAGUCCUACCUGUGGAGCUGCCCCCACAGAGGCUGGCUCUCCCACAACUGUGGCCAUCAUGAAGACGCUGGUGUCAUCUGCUCAGUUUCCCAGUCCCAGUCGACACCCGGUCCAGACACUUGGCUAACCUCACCUGCGUCAACAGCAGGAUCUGAAUCCAGUUUGGCCCUGAGGCUGGUGAAUGGAGGUGACAGGUGUCAGGGCCGAGUGGAGGUCCUAUACCAAGGCUCCUAGGGCACCUUUGGCCAGGGCUCAGGACCCAUUGUCCUGGAUGACGUGCGCUGCUCAGGGAAUGAGUCGUACCUGUGGAACUGUCCCCACAGAGGCUGGCUCUCCCACAACUGUGGCCAUCAUGAAGACGCUGGUGUCAUCUGCACAG